CGCAGUCGCGCCGGGGCUGAGCGCCGAGCCGGGCGGCGGCGGGGCGGCGGCGGCUCUCGGCGGCUCCGCGGCGCCCGGGCCGCGGCCACCAUGCUGGGCCUGGACGCGUGCGAGCUGGGGUCGCAGCUGCUGGAGCUGCUCCGGCUGGCGCUGUGCGCCCGAGUCCUCCUGACCGACAAGGAGGGGGGGCAGCUGCCACCAGACGAGGCGCUCGACGAGGCCGUGCCGGAGUACCGGGCCCCGGGGAGGAAGAGCCUCCUGGAGAUCCAGCAGCUGGACCCAGAUGACCAGAGCCUGGCCAAGUACAAGCAGGCGCUGCUGGGGCCCCUGCCUCCCGUGGCGGACCCAAGCCUGCCCAACGUGCAGGUGACCAGGCUGACACUGAUGUCCGAGCAGGCUCCAGGGCCCAUCACUAUGGACCUCACAGGGGAGCUGGCUGCGCUGAAAAACCAGGUGUUCAUCCUGAAGGAGGGUGUGGAUUACAGAGUGAAGAUCACCUUCAAGGUCAAUAAGGAGAUCGUCAGUGGCCUGAGAUGUCUGCAUCACACCUACCGCCAGGGCCUGCGUGUGGACAAGGCCGUGUACAUGGUGGGCAGUUACGGCCCGAGCGCCCAGGAGUAUGAGUUCGUAACUCCGGUGGAGGAGGCGCCGCGGGGCGCGCUGGUGCGGGGUGCCUACGUGGUCACAUCCUUCUUCACCGAUGACGACAGGACGGACCACCUGUCCUGGCAGUGGGGCCUCCAAAUCUGCCGAGACUGGGAGAGCUGAGCACCACCCCUGCCUGGGGCUGUCUUCCCACUCGGGGUCCUUGUCUCCCCCGCCUGUCUGUCACUGCACAGGGACCCCCAUGCACUCCCCCACCCCCUCUGUCAGUGACCAGACCCUCCAUGCCCUCUGCCCUGUCCUGGGACCCCUCCUCCCUGGGCCUGGCACUGUGCCCUGAACAGCCCUAUUAAACGUGGCCCUGU
This is a messenger RNA of Equus caballus (horse), 968 nucleotides long. It is a transcript of the gene ARHGDIG, whose product is annotated as Rho GDP dissociation inhibitor gamma. Gene Ontology annotation, molecular function: protein binding; Rho GDP-dissociation inhibitor activity. Lineage: Eukaryota; Metazoa; Chordata; Mammalia; Perissodactyla; Equidae. Gene Ontology annotation, biological process: Rho protein signal transduction. Gene Ontology annotation, cellular component: cytosol; membrane; cytoplasm. The record is from RefSeq and is a predicted model, not a curated record.